Molecule: messenger RNA, 2958 nt
Organism: Closterium sp. Naga37s-1
Lineage: Eukaryota; Viridiplantae; Streptophyta; Zygnematophyceae; Desmidiales; Closteriaceae
Source: the annotation of a GenBank genome assembly
AUGGUUCAUUAUCUUGACAUGAGGGGCGGGUGGGAUCUGAAGGAGUGCGAGUGCUGCUUUGACCGCGCGGUCAGCCUGGGAGCAGAGCGUGUUGUCACCAUGGAGAGCCUUGAAUUCGUGCGAUCCCUCCUCACCAAACAGGUGCCUGACGCCGCCCCCCUUGUGCCACGCCAGGGCUGGGGCAACGAAUUUGGCUGCACACGGAGUGUGCUGGACUGUGCUCUGAGAGCGCAGGCGUUUGGAGAGCAAGGGGAGAUGGAGCCUCGUGCGCAGUUCUCCUGCAAGUGCGCUCUUGCACCGUUUGUUUGUGCAGAAGCAAUGCUGCUCGAGUGGAUGGCUGAGCCUCGUGUGGGCGUGCUCAUGGACCUGGGGGGGAUCAGAUCCCGCCUGCCUGCCAUCCUGGCUAAUGAAGGUUCUGUUGGGGAUUCCCCUGCUGCGCCUGCUGCUGCUGCAACAUGGUCCUGCUGCUGCAGCAGCUGCUGGACUGCCUACCGCAGUGCCGUCAGCUUCGCUGCCUUCCUUGUGCUUGUGGCGAGGUGGCCUCAAAUGGACACCAUAUGGAAAGCGCACGUGGAUGUAUAUGACGCCGUCUACCCAGCCCUAGCAAGCCAGCUGGGGGCGGGCCGGCAAGAGGAGGAGGACAGUGCUGCUUCUGUGCUGGUGCAGGUGCUGGGGUUGAAGGAGAGCGCUGAUUUGAAGGAAGGGUUUGGGUUCUUUGUGCAGCAUGUGCUGUCAGGUGGGCUGGAGAAGGCGCAUGCUGAGGGGAGGGGGAAGGGGGGGGCUCAGGGGAAAACUGGUGAGAAGGCAAAGGGGAAGGGGCUUGGGGGAGCUGAGAAGAAGGGUCCGAUGAGUGCGGGGCUGAUGGGACAGAUGGGGCAGAUGGGGAAGGUGGAGCAAGCAAUGGCUGCUGUGAUGCAGAGCAUGCAGAGUGGGGCUUGCGUGGGCCCGGAUGACUGGCUGCAGAUCAUGCACGAACACGGAGUAGACAUGGCAGACAUGGUGGCGAUGCUGAGGGGCGAUGGUGGGGGGAGCAUGGGGAUGGGUCUGCCUUUUGGGAUUGGUGGUGGUGGGCGGGGUGGAAGUAGAAAGGAAGGGGUGGGUGGUGGUGAUCUGAAGGGUGAGAAGUGGAGGGAGAAUCUGAAGGGGCGUGUGUGGGAGAGGCCAGAGCACCGCAAGCUGGGAGCCAUGUUCUUUGCCGUGUCUCAGAGCGCAGCCAGCAGCAACGUGCAUGAUGCAGCCAUUGAAGAGGCCAGGGAGAGGCUGGGGAAGCGGAAACUGACCAGUGGGAAGCUAGGGAAAGAGGGGAAUGAGGGAGGGGCAACAGGAGGAGCAGUGGAUGCAACAGCAGCAGCUGCACCGGCAAAAGGGCGACCAGCUCCCAGUGUUGGUAACAGUGGAACCAGCACCAUCGGCAGCAUUGGGAUGCUAAGUCCUGUCCUCGUUCCUGUCAACACAGAACCAACCAUUGGGCUGCUCACGUACCGGGUUGCUUGCAUCUUGCAGUGGCUUCGAAUCUUCGGCUCGGAUUUCAUGUCCGCCAAGAACUGCUUCAAGAACAUCCCACACAGCAAGAUCCUGCCCAUGCGCCACCCACUUCGGGAUCUUCCGAGCCUGCUGGUCCGGUUUGGCGCUGUUCUCCCGCCAUUGGACGGAAGCACCUGCCUCCUGGACUGGGAGGAGUGGCCAGAGGGGGACGAAGCUGCUAUGAGGUUUCCUGAGGACUCCAGUGCGAGGUGUUUCGGGCUGGGCAGGGCUGAUGGCAGUCGCACUAACAGCGGAACUAGGGAAGUGCAGCAGGGAAGCUUCCCGGAAGCUCUGCUGCCACAUCAGAGUGGAGAGUCCUGUUCAAUUGUCCGUUGCAGGGCAGAUGCAGACUUGAUAGUGGAGUUUGCCGGUUUGUUCUUGGAGGUUCCAGCAUGCGCCCACUGCAGCCAGUGCAUCACCCUGUACAUCUCCCACGCCCCCUUCAUCGCUCUCAUUGCCAACUUCGCCUAUCGCCCCGCCUCCGUCCUUCUCGAUCGCUUCCUCUCUGUCUUCAAGCCGCGGUCUGAGGUGUUUCAGAGCCUUCUCUCCCGCCUGGGGCUGGACUCUUCUUUGAACGCUCCUCAUAGCACCCAAUCUGACAGUUGCAGCAGCAGCAGCAGCAGCAUACAUGCAUUACGGGAACGGGCAGAGCAGGUGCCGGUUGCCUUUCUGCUCAGCCUGGCGCUGCUCUGCGCCACGCCUCUCCUGCAACAGAGCGGCACGGAAGGCGGACAGAAUCCCAGGGCUGGUAUGGGUACCUCUGGGGCCAAGGAGAAGGCAGGCGGGAGGAGGGCCGCGAGUGGGGCUAGUGGGGAAGGCAAGAGGGGAGGAAAGGGUGGGAAUGGUGAAGAAGAUAGUGGGGUUGUGUGGGAGGAGGUGCAGUCCUGGUUCACAGUGGCAAUGCUGCCCCCCUCUGGCAUGGGGGGAGGCGGACUGGCGUGUAGUGGCAGGAUGGAGGAUGUAGGGGAGGAGGAUGUACUUGCACGGGUUGAAGAGGCAAGUGAGGUUUACCAGUGCUCUCUGCUGCCCAGGUUCCGUGAAGACAUGAAACAGGGGGAUGGGCUUGGUGGUUUCAGCAAGCGGAAGGGCAAGAUGGGGGAGGAGGCGGCUUAUCUGAAGGCAUGGCCGGGGGGAGUCAAUCUGGUGGCAUGUCUACGAGAGAUGCUGCUGGGGGAGCCGUGCUACCGCCCUGCCUCCCCUGCUGUCUCUUCCACCCCUGCUGUUCCAACCACUGGAGCUGCACGAACCAAUGCAGCCGUGCCUGUUUCAGUUACUGAAGCCUCGGGUGCUGCUGCUUGUAGGAAGCGUGUGUGCGGUGCUGUGGGGUGCGGGAAGGUGGAUGGUGAUGGUGUGAAGCUGAGGAACUGCUCUGGGUGUGGCAAGGUGGCGUUUGAAGCACUGAAUGCACGCAAUCAGGCCUCGGUCAUCCGUUGA